UUGUUUGUGAACAACGAGAAUAAGAUCACUUGGUUGUCCAUUUUUGCUUUACACUUUAUUAGUUUUUCUAACUGUGAGUGCGUAUUAGUGAUAAGUAAAACCGGACAAAUGUAUACCUGUAAUGAGGCUAUUUGUGCCAGUGUUGUGUCCAAGUGCAUGCUAACACAGUCUUGCAAAUGUGACCUAAAGGAUUGCUCAUGUUGCAAGGAUUGCUUUAACUGUCUCAGUUACUUGUACAGUGAGUGUUGCAGUUGUGUUGAUAUGUGUCCUAAACCCAAUGACACUCAAACUGAGCUCUCCAAGUCAUCAUAUGUUGAGGAGUUACAAGAUAAUGUCCCUGGAUUAUUUGCUGCUUUAACCAGCGACCCUGACCCUCAGAAGAGGUGGUUGUCCAUCACUUACCCGGUAGACAUUGAUCUAUCAGCAUACCGAGCUACUCCGGAAAGACAACCUGUUUAUCACCUGCAGAGCGUCGAACAGGAGUCGGAACCUAUAAGUCGUGAUGUCGUAACAUUUAACUGUACAGUGGCGUACAUGUCCCAAUGUAUGUCCUGCGAUAAAUGCCGCGCUUCAUGCAGGUCCAUGGGCUCGAACAGUUUUAGGUGGUUCCACGACGGUUGCUGUGAAUGCGUCGGCGAUAAAUGUCUGUACUACGGCAUUAACGAGAGCAGAUGUCUCGCGUGUCCGGGCGGGAAAGAAACCCCAGAUAUGACUAAAGAUGACGAUCUUCUUUACGAUGAUUUGGACUACGGCGAAGAAGUUGACGCGCAGUCUUAUUAA
Messenger RNA from Danaus chrysippus (African queen), 780 nucleotides. NCBI's taxonomy places the organism in Eukaryota, Metazoa, Arthropoda, Insecta, Lepidoptera, Nymphalidae. The record is from the annotation of a GenBank genome assembly.